AAAUAGCAACAGCAACCUUAGGAAGCGGGUUGGAGGCGGCCAAGAUGGGGGCUCAUCUGGCUCGCCGGUAUUUAUGGGACAAGGAGGUGGAGCCGGACCCGCUCAAGAUGCCCACCUUCGACCCCCACUUCGGCUUCCCCGAGGAGCGCAAGGAACGGGUGAUGAUAGCAACACAGCAGCAGAUGAAUGAGGCUCAGCUUCCUCUUGACAUGCGAGACUAUUGUGCACACUACUUCCUUAAGUUUGCGAAGUGCAAACGUGACAAAUUUCCAAAUAUCUUUGGGUGCAAACAUGAGCGUCAUGAAUGGGAUUACUGUGAACACCUGGACUAUGUCAUGCGUAUGAAAGAAUUUGAACGGGAGAGGCGCUUGCUGGCUCGGAAGAAGCGCAUUGAACAAAAGGCAAAAGCGGCAGCGGCGGCAGCAUCCUAACUGGCUUUGGUGUGCCUCCUGGCUCCUUCAACAAGAGGCUUGCAGAAUCCACUAGGUCUGUUAUGUUGAAAACAAUAAAGACAUUAUCCUGUGGUUCUGUCUGAAACAA
This is a messenger RNA of Lacerta agilis (Sand lizard), 540 nucleotides long. It is a transcript of the gene NDUFB7, whose product is annotated as NADH:ubiquinone oxidoreductase subunit B7. Gene Ontology annotation, cellular component: mitochondrion. The record is from RefSeq and is a predicted model, not a curated record. Bases 45 to 431 code for a protein of 128 amino acids. NCBI's taxonomy places the organism in Eukaryota, Metazoa, Chordata, Lepidosauria, Squamata, Lacertidae. The transcript is spliced from 3 exons.